This is a messenger RNA of Corylus avellana, 372 nucleotides long. Lineage: Eukaryota; Viridiplantae; Streptophyta; Magnoliopsida; Fagales; Betulaceae. The record is from RefSeq and is a predicted model, not a curated record.
AUGCAGUGGAAGCAUGGAAAUUUACGUGGUUAUCCACGUUAUAACUAUCAGGUUCUUCAAAAGAGAGUAGAGAGAGAAUGGGAGGUAAAGGAAGCGAUUGUUACAGUGAAGGAGCGGCAAUGGGGAUUGGUUUGGUUGGGGGUGGGAGCUCUGCACCGGAUGGGAAUCGGAUUUGUCAUCUCCAUAUUAGCCACUCUAGUCGCCGGGUUCAUGGAAGUGAAGCGCAAAAACGCAGCUUUAGCACACGGGCUCAUUGAUCACCCGCAUUCCACCAUCCCCAUAUCUGUCUUCUGGCUUGUGCCGCAGUAUAGCCUUUAUGGGGUGGCUGAAGCUUUCAUGUCCAAUGGGCAUCUCAAGUUUUUCUACGACUAG